AUGAUUCGUAAAGAUAUCAUCACCUUGACCUACGAAUUCUUAGAGACAUGGCUUCAUCAGUUGCUUUAUAAAUGCGAAUUGUAUCCCAAAGCCGUCUUUAAGCAACAAAAGAAGUUUCAAGUGCCUGUCUACAUUGCACUGCAUCCACAAGUACAUGCCUAUAUAGCUGAUUUCGUUCAAGCAUGCCAACCUUUGCUAGAAACAGGAAAUGUGCGAUUCAUCGCAUUGACUGUCAUGGAAGAUGCCGAUAGACCACUAGAAAAGUUUGUGUUAGAAAUUAGGUCGCUAUUACACAAUACAAACAUCCCAGCAGAUACCGUUCUUCAAAGUGAAUCCUCAUUUACAUUGGCUGAUCUAGAGCAAUACCUGCGAGCCUGUUUAAUUAAGCUCAAUACAUACCAGUUUCCAAACAAACAAACCACAUCCGACACCAGAACGUUCAUCUUGUCCAUUGAAAAGAUACAAGGCGGGUACCCUCAUCAACAGCUAAAAAGCAAUGAUGGCAGCAUGGAUUGGGUGCCAGCAGAGACAAGCUAUCGUUGGAAAAAUAUCAAGCCAUUGAAAUCAGUGGAACUUGAUUUAAUCAGAUUUAAUACUUUUGUAAUGGAAGCUUCAAGAAAGGGUAAAGAGCGAUGUCCAUAA
Mucor velutinosus is the source of this 642-nucleotide messenger RNA. RefSeq names its product oxidation resistance protein 1. The transcript has 5 exons. Gene Ontology annotation, cellular component: zeta DNA polymerase complex. The coding region runs from base 1 to 642 and encodes 213 amino acids. Lineage: Eukaryota; Fungi; Mucoromycota; Mucoromycetes; Mucorales; Mucoraceae. The record is from RefSeq and is a predicted model, not a curated record.